This is a messenger RNA of Dicentrarchus labrax (European seabass), 1034 nucleotides long. Its product is annotated as phospholipid scramblase 1-like. Gene Ontology annotation, cellular component: plasma membrane. Bases 179 to 1015 code for a protein of 278 amino acids. NCBI's taxonomy places the organism in Eukaryota, Metazoa, Chordata, Actinopteri, Moronidae. The record is from RefSeq and is a predicted model, not a curated record. Gene Ontology annotation, molecular function: phospholipid scramblase activity. The transcript has 3 exons. Gene Ontology annotation, biological process: plasma membrane phospholipid scrambling.
CUACAAAACAUCUCACAUAUCACACAUCUGUUGUCUAGCAAGCAGGAGACGUCGUCUUAUGAAAACACACAUGUGUCUUUAUGCUAGGCUAGGUUAAUCCCCUCCUGAACAGGCACAAGAGUGGUAUCAAUCUUCUCGUCUAACUCUUGGAAAGAAACUGGAUAGGUAGAUUUACAUCAUGGCUUAUCAGGGAACUACAGGACCACUGCCUCAGGACCCAGUGUACUAUGUUGGGAUGCAGUCUGGUCAUAAUGCAGUAUAUUCAGCUCCAGUGGGCCACGGAGCAGCAGAUCGUCCACCAUACACACUGCCUACUGCUCCAAUGAUGAUGCCCACACCUGGCCGACCUGUGGGCUGCCCACCUGGACUGGAGUACCUGACUCAGACCAGUCAGCUCCUGGUCCAUCAGAGGGUUGAAAUGGCUGAAAUUGCUAUUGGCUGGGAGAUGAACAAUGUUUACACAGUAAAAAAUAGUAUGGGGCAGCAGGUGUUUGUGGCCACAGAGGAAAAUGACAUCUUCACCAUGCAGGCAUGUGGCCCCGGUAGACCCUUCACCAUUCACCUCCAUGAUAACAUUGGACAGGAAGUCUUGACCGUGAUUCGCCCCCUAAGGUGCACCAUGUGUUGUUUCCCUUGCUGCCUUCAGGAGCUGGAGGUGCACAGCCCUCCUGGGAACCCCAUCGGCUACGUGGAGCAGAAUUGGCACCCUGGUUUGCCCAAGUUCACCAUCCUGAAUGAGAUGAGGAGUCCCCAGCUGAAGAUCAAGGGGCAAUGGUGUGACUGUAGCUGCAUGUCUGACGUCAUCUUUGAGGUGAUGUCUUUGGAUGAGUCAGCUGUGGUGGGACAGAUCAGUAAGCAGUGGGGUGGGUUCAUGCAGGAAGGCUUCACAGAUGCAGAUAACUUCGGGAUCUCAUUUCCAAUGGACCUGGAUGUAAAGAUAAAGGCUGUGAUGGUAGGAGCCUGCUUCCUCAUUGAUUUCAUGUUUUUUGAGAAGAAACCACGUAAUCAACAUUAAUAAACAAUUCAUGACGUAA